GUGUAACUUGCUUUUGCUGAUACAUUAUGAUGUCGUUCCGGUGCUGGACAUGCGCUGGUGUCCUUUCCUGCCUUCUCGCAUUGCGGGUUGGCGCUCUGCCUUCAGUCAAGACUCCGCUGGGUGUGGCAGAAGGAAUUUUCGCCGCUGACGGAGUGGAGCGUUAUGGGGGCAUCCCGUAUGCUCAGCCGCCACUGGGAAAGAGGCGUUUCGCCGUGGCCGAGCUUUUUGACACUCCGUGGCCCGCAGGGCGUUUGGAUGCUCGCAAAACGGGAGCUCCCUGCAUCAACAACCCUCUUGGAGACCCGCGGUCCAUGCCGCUGGAUGCAGAUUCUCCACCUUCACCCAAUGAGGACUGCUUACAUUUGAAUAUUUGGAGACCUUCCAAUUCAUCGGGGCCGCAUCCUGUGAUGGUCUACAACUUUGGUGGUGGACUUUGUAGCGGCUAUGCAGGAAAUCCAUACUUCAAUGGCUCAAAGUUUGCCAUUGAGCACGGCGUUAUCGAUUCUUGGUUCAUGAGAAGCUGA
Messenger RNA from Cladocopium goreaui, 524 nucleotides. Lineage: Eukaryota; Dinophyceae; Suessiales; Symbiodiniaceae. The record is from the annotation of a GenBank genome assembly.